Molecule: messenger RNA, 1998 nt
Organism: Cuscuta campestris
Lineage: Eukaryota; Viridiplantae; Streptophyta; Magnoliopsida; Solanales; Convolvulaceae
Source: the annotation of a GenBank genome assembly
AAAUCAUUGUUGGGAUUUGGGAGUCUGUCCGAAAGUUUUCCUCACAGGCUUUUUCUGGAAGGGCAGAAAUGGGAAACAGGCGGUUCGCGCAGAUUGACACCAGUGACGACGACGACAACCUGUUGAUCUCUCAGGUGUGCCGCCGUUCGAACAAUGGCGUGGAGAAACGGAAGUGCAAGAGGAUGAAGCUAUGCGAAGAAGAAGACGAAGAAGAAGAGGAAGAAGACAUGCGAAACCAGAACAACAAGAGGAAGGCGGUGGAGCAUUUGGAGGAGGACGUAGGGAAGGAGAAGAAGAACAGGACUUCGGAGACGAGGAAAUCGGCGGAUGAGUCGGAGCCGGAGGAGGACGUCGAGGAGGAAGUGCAGGAAGAGGCGAAGCCCAUUGGCGAUGUCAUUAGGGUUAGUGGAAAAGGUCGAGGCCGCCGGAACCACUACAAAUCGUUUGAAUACGAUGGACUCACCUAUGAACUGGAGGAUCCAGUGCUGCUAGUUCCGGAGGAGCAAAAUCAGAAACCAUAUGUUGCUAUUAUCAAGGAUAUAUCUCAGACCUGGAAAGGAAACAUGAUGGUUGACGGGCAGUGGUUUUAUCGGCCAGAGGAAGCAGAGAAAAAGACUGGUGGGAACUGGCAAUCCCGUGAUACCAGGGAGCUUUUCUAUAGCUUUCACCGUGACGAGGUGCCCGCUGAGUCUGUAAUGCACAAGUGUGUGGUGCACUUCAUUCCUUUGAACAAACAGAUCCCAAAGCGCAAACAACAUCCUGGAUUCAUUGUUCAAAAAGUGUAUGACACUGAACAGAGGAGGCUUUUCAAAUUGACGGACAAGGAUUAUGAAGAUAGCAAGCAGCAUGAGAUUGACCUCCUUGUGCAGAAAACUAUGUCACGUGUUGGUGAUCUUCCGGAUAUUGAACAUGAGGACCACCCUUCUAUCACAGCCAAUGAAGAUCAGUUGUUGAAGAGUAAACGACUGUUGAGGAAAAAAAGUAUUCAUAUGUUAGAUGUUUCUAGAGAGGAUGAAGCACCCGGCAGAAACAAAGCAGAUACACCUGGUAGCUCUGCCAGCAAUGCUUCAGAGUACUCUGCAAUCCUAAAAAGCUUCAAUGUGAUGAUGGAUGCUGAUCACCGUAACAGGUGGUUGGAAAAGUUGCUUCAAGCAAUUCAGUUUAUGUGCCACCCUUCGGAUGGUAAUGAGAGGGGAACUUCUGAUGGCCGUGAUCCUACAGUUCCUGCUAAAACCAGUUCAUCAAAAGUGAAUGAGGAUAACUAUUCAAAUGGUGAAAAGAAUUUUCUUUGGCCAGACAGUGCUGUUCCUGUCAUAGUUUCUCUUGAGCGAGCUGUACAUGAUGCGCUUGCCUCAGAUUUUCAGAAGUAUAACCAGAAGAUGAGGCAGUUAGUCUUUAACCUUAAGAAUAAUGCUCAUUUGGCCCGGCGUCUCUUGAACGGCGAGUUGGACGCCUCACAAGUUUCGAGCAUGACACCAACUGAGUUAAAGGAAGGAUUGACUUCAGAUGAGCUAGCAAGCAGGCAGCCUGAGGAGCAAGAGCCCGUGCAGAUGACUAAUGCUCGUUGCAAACGGUGCGGUGAAAAACAAGUUCGACUGAUAGAUAUCAUACAGGCUGGACAUGGUGAUCGUUAUCAGCUGGAGUGUGGAGCUUGUGGGAACACCUGGUAUGCUUCAAGAGAUCAAGCUGCAACACUAACAAUAGGAGUGCCAUCAACUGACACCAAGCCAGUGGUGGAGUCCGAUGACACCGAGAAGCAACAGCUGGUUAGCCCCGGCACACAACAACAGCAGCAGCAGAAUCAAGACAGAGAAGCUCUUCUCAAGACAUCAUCAACCGGUCCGGUCCCAGAUGCCAAACACAAGCCCAAAUCUGCAGAGGGUGUUCCUGAUCUAUGAAUCGAAGAACAUGACUGACUGAUAAGCCUCCUCCCCAGGUGUUGUUGUUUAUACUUUUCUGUACAUUAUUAGUCUUAUCUAAUAUAGAAGUAUAGAUAUA